CCCUCAUUCCAACUGGCAGUGCAAUAUAACUUCCAAAUAUAAAAACUACUUCAAAGUUCAAACUUCAAACCCGUGUAUAUAUAUACGCUCUCAAAUAAUCCUUUCCACACUCCUCAAUUCUCCUUCAAAUUUCACAUAUUUUCAGUCUUCUCUCCAAAUUCCACAAAAAGCUCUCAGUUUUUGGUGAAUUCCUAUAAUGGGGAACUACGUUUCUUGUACUCUGUCUGGGCCAGCAAUGAAGCAAUCUCGUGGAAUAAAGAUUAUCUUCCCCCGCGGUGAAAUCCGUCACUUUUACCAGCCGAUGAAGGCGGCGGAACCCAUGUUGGAAAUGCCCGGAUUCUUUCUCGUCAACACCAAGUCUCUGCAAAUUGGUCGGAGGUUCUCUGCUCUGAAUGCUGACGAAGACUUGGAAAUUGCUAAUGUUUACGUCAUGUUUCCGAUGAAGAGGGUGAAUUCCGUUGUCACGGCGGCUGAUUUGGGCGCUUUAUUCGUGACGGCGAAUAAGGUCGCCAACAAACGGAUGUCGAUUACUAAGAAACGGGUGAGAAUCUUGCCGGAUUUUGAUGCGGCGGCGGAGAGGCAGGAAACAGCGGAGGAGGAGCCGGUUAAGGCGGAAGCAGCGGCGGUUCCGAAACUGAAUUUGGAUGAUAUUGAAGAGUUCUCGACGCCGGAGUUUCAGCACAGGCUGUCAGCCAGCCGGUCAAAGAAACCAGUGUUGGAAACCAUAGUUGAAGAACCGGUCUUCUCAAGAUGAUCCAGAAUUUGACCCAAAAAAUUUUAAUCGAUUUCUCUUCCAAUUUUUUUUUAGAGAGAUUAGUAGAAUUUCAUAAUCUAGUCUAGAUAUCAUUAUUAUUUUUUAAAAAAGUUUCCAUUAUGUGGUUGUAAUAGAAAGAGAUAAGGAUAGAUCAAUCACAUAUAUUUUUUGCGAUCAAAUUGAUUUUUUGAUACUCUGAAGCAACAAAUAAAUUCCAUGUAUAUUUCUAAUGUGAUUUUUUUUUUUUUUUACCUUAUCUGAAAUUUUGAUUUUUGAAUGUUUAAAACAAAAAGAUCAUGGUAAAUAAGGAUGGUGGAUAACUGUAUAUCAUCGUAAUUUAAUGAUACAAUCAAUUCAUUCAAAUUAUUGCUAAUUUCCAUUGAUGUGAUCUUCAUUAUAUUUUCUUCCAAAUUUUCAUUUCACAACGCAUAAGUUUUUCUUUUAGUGACAUUUGGUCGGAGUUUUGUCAAAGAGUUUAUGUUAUGGAGUUUAUAAAUUUCAAAAGGCAUAGAUUUUUACAAAUCAAACGUACUGUUUUUUAAUAGCACUAUUUAUAAUUUGCGA
This is a messenger RNA of Oldenlandia corymbosa var. corymbosa, 1318 nucleotides long. The record is from the annotation of a GenBank genome assembly. Lineage: Eukaryota; Viridiplantae; Streptophyta; Magnoliopsida; Gentianales; Rubiaceae.